Molecule: messenger RNA, 3436 nt
Organism: Chilo suppressalis (striped riceborer)
Lineage: Eukaryota; Metazoa; Arthropoda; Insecta; Lepidoptera; Crambidae
Source: the annotation of a GenBank genome assembly
CGCCGCCGCCGCCUCGGCCUUGAGCACGGGGCGCAUCCCCGCGGCCGCGACCGUUCAGUUCAAACUCUACCGCCGCGUCCGGCAGACGCGGCUUCGGUGUCGACAACCCUUUACCCCUCUUAACCCAGUGUUUGUGCUCCCUGUGCGUGUGACCUUUGAACCAGUCAAAAUGGUUGCCGGCGGAAAACAGAUGAACGUCCGCGUGACGACGAUGGACGCGGAGCUGGAGUUCGCGAUCCAGCAGACGACCACUGGCAAACAGCUGUUUGACCAGGUGGUGAAGACCAUCGGACUGCGCGAGGUGUGGUUCUUCGGCCUGCAAUACACCGACUCCAAGGGCGAUCUCACCUGGAUCAAGCUCUACAAGAAGGUGAUGCAGCAAGAUGUAAAGAAAGAAAAUCCGCUUCAAUUCAAGUUCCGCGCCAAAUUCUAUCCAGAAGACGUCGCUGAUGAGCUCAUACAAGAAAUUACACUCAAGCUCUUCUAUCUUCAAGUAAAGAAUGCAAUCCUCUCCGACGAGAUAUACUGCCCGCCUGAGACGUCAGUGCUUCUAGCAUCGUACGCGGUGCAGGCGCGUCAUGGCGACUACAACUCCUCCGUACACGGGCCUGGCUUCCUGGCCAACGACCGCCUGCUGCCCCAGCGGGUCACCGAUCAACACAAGAUGUCGCGCGAAGAGUGGGAACAGAGCAUCACCAACUGGUGGCAAGAGCACCGCGGUAUAUUGCGCGAAGACGCCAUGAUGGAGUAUUUAAAGAUCGCGCAAGAUCUAGAAAUGUACGGCGUCAACUACUUUGAGAUCCGCAACAAGAAGAAUACCGAGCUCUGGCUGGGAGUAGACGCAUUAGGGCUCAACAUAUACGAGAAGGACGACAAACUCACGCCAAAGAUCGGCUUCCCCUGGUCCGAAAUACGGAACAUCUCAUUCAACGACCGCAAGUUCAUAAUCAAGCCCAUAGACAAGAAAGCGCCCGAUUUCGUAUUCUUCGCGCCUCGCGUUCGCGUCAACAAACGUAUCCUGGCGCUGUGUAUGGGCAACCAUGAACUCUACAUGCGACGCCGUAAGCCGGACACUAUUGACGUACAGCAGAUGAAGGCGCAGGCUAGAGAGGAAAAAUUAGCUAAGCAAGCGCAAAGAGAAAAAUUGCAAUUGGAGAUCGCAGCGCGCGAACGUGCCGAGAAGAAACAACAGGAGUAUGAGGAUCGCCUGCGUCACAUGCAAGAGGAGAUGGAACGCUCGCAGGCUAAUCUACUAGAAGCCCAAGAUAUGAUCAGACGGCUCGAGGAACAGCUGCGGCAGCUGCAAGCCGCCAAGGAAGAGCUGGAGCACCGCCAGAACGAACUGCAGGCCAUGAUGACGCGCCUUGAGGAGACCAAGAACAUGGAAGCGGCCGAGCGUGCCAAGUUAGAAGAAGAGAUCCGCACUAAACAGGAGGAAGUGUCGCGCAUACAACAGGAGGUGGAACAGAAGGACACGGAGACCAGGCGCCUGCAGGAAGAAGUCGAGGAGGCGCGUCGCAAACAGGACGAGGCAGCAGCCGCGCUGGCAUUAGCGACGACGACGCCGCAGCACCACCACGUGACCGAGGCGGGCGCCGACGCGGCCGGCAACGACAACGACGCCGGCUCCGACACCGGCUCCGACGCGGGCGGCGGCGACCUCACGCGCGCGCCCGACCACCUCGUGGACCCGCUGCAGGAGCGCACCACGCUCGCGCAGCGCUCCGAGCGCCUGCACUCGCAGCUCAACGCCCUGAAACAAGACUUGGCGCAGUCCCGCGACGAGACUAAAGAGACUGCCAUGGACAAGAUUCACCGCGAGAACGUGCGUCAAGGCAGGGACAAGUACAAGACGCUGCGCGAGAUCCGCAAGGGGAAUACCAAGCGGCGUGUCGAUCAGUUCGAGAACAUGUAAACGGAGAAUUAGACGGCUUUAUAGAUGUUACAGGGGAAGGGAGAUGCGGGCGAUUCUGAACUUUAUGCUAACUAACGUAAGGGUUGAUGUCCUGCGAAUUUAAAGAUACGUUGAAAGUAAAGACUAUAUCAGCUUAAAAAUGUGUUUACGAAAGUAGUCAGUGUCUAUGGUAAUUUGAAUAAAUAUUCGCUUCCUUUCCACCGUAAUGUAUAUUCAGCCUCGUCCCGCACCAUAGGGCCGCGUGCCAACAUCGUGUAAAUAUUGAUUAUUAUUACUUAAUAGUAAUUUUAUUUUAGACCAUAAUGUGCUAUAACCGAAUAAUGUAUACAUUAUUAAAAUACUUGAAGAGGAACGUCUCCAGACGUGUUUAUUAUUAUAUUGGAUGCGCUCGCCGACGUAUCGGAAUCGAUCGAGGCACAUUGUUUUUUUAUUAUUGUAUAAUUAUGUAUUAUGUAAUUUAAGCGAUUCGGAUUUUAUACUUGAACCAUUUUAUUUUUUGCGUCCGUGUACGGAUGCGAGUCGUAGGGCCGUGUGCUUGGAGAUAUCGGUUUUUUUUAUUAUAAUUGAAUAUGGUAGAAUCGUUUUAUGGUAGUUUCGCCUGUUGGUUUAGUGAUACGCGGUCGCGGCGCGCGCGCAAUAGUCGUGUUAAACACAUACGUCGUUGUCGAUACUUAAUGUUUGCGAGUGUUGCUCAAUAAAACAAUUCCGAAGUGUCUUGUCUGAUCGAGUGGCGUGGUGAAAGGGUGGGGGCGUCGCCCCUUAUUUAUUUUUAUAAUCAUUUAUAUUUUAGAUAUAUAGAAAUUAGAGAGCUUUUCAAUCUGUAAUUAUUAUUAUUGUCAUUUUUUUUUCGGAUCGGUCUCGUUGUUCCAAUUCUUGAUGUUUCUGUACAUUUAUGCUGAUAUUAUUUUAUAAUUAUACAUUCUUUAUUAAUGUGUGUAGUCGGUAUGUUCGCCUGAAUGCCGCGUGUUGACGUUAUAUGCAAAUGCAAACAAUCGGCCUACGUUUCUGUCUACUGUAAUAUCUGAACAAAAUUUUUCGAAAGUAGUCACUUGUCGACUAUUAGAUAUCGUAUGCGAAUAGGAAGUGUAUAAUUUAAUGUUUAAGUGAAAAAAGGCAUUCCAUAAGUUAGCGGUGGCGUUUACUCAGUUUUGAUGAAAAAAAACUAUUUAGAAACGAGGAUGAACUUGUAGUUGCAAUAAUGUUUGCGUUUCGUUUUAAACAUAAGUGCCAUCCGUUGCAUGUCCCUGGUUGUUCAGAGUCAGCGUUUUAUAUCUAGAGGCUUCUUUCACAACUCUCACACCCUUCAAUACUCUCGGCCAAUUGACUAAUUGUUGACAUACAUACAAACGGCGCUCCUCCCGUAUCCAUUGUGAAGGAGGCCCCUCGUUUUCCUUUGAACUCGUAACAGUAUUUUACCUACUUACUAUUUAUCUUGUCAUUAUUUUCUAAAAGUAUACAAUACCAUGUUGCCUUUCAAAUUUUAGGAUGACUUUUUUCCAAUAAAAUUGUUUAAGUAAAUAA